ACUUUAUUCACCCAGCCCGCAGGAAGCAGCCGCUGCCCUUGUGGAUGCUGUUAGCUGUCAGACUAGCGAACAGCCAGUGUGUGGAGAAUAACAGCAAGAUUGUGGCUUUUUCUCUAGAAUUGUUUUAAAGUUCACCUCCGCGCGUUUCUAUUCGAGCGAGCUGGUAACACCGCGUGUGUCUCCAUGGCAGCCAAGAUUCUGCCCGUAGUCAAGCUUGCCACCAAAGUAGGCAUCGCUGGAGGAGCUGUCUAUGUGGCGUAUGACUCUGGACUUCUUGGAGGCAGUGACGAGGGCUCUGUAGCCCUGAGCAAGGCUAAAGCGGCUAUUCCACCCGCUGUCGAAGAAUGGACGAAGUACUUCGGCUUUGAACUUCCUGCAGCACCUAAAAUUGAGUUCUCCCCAGUUGAUGCAUGGAACUCAGGAGUGCGGAAAUCUAUCCAUGCCCUUUCAGUUGCUCCAACUGCAGCGUGUGACUACACGAGCCAAGGCUUUGAGUAUCUGAAAGGCCUGGCCAAAUGAACUUAUUUUUUCUUGCUCUGCUGUUCGCUUCACAUGGAUAUACUUCCCCACAUGUACAGGCUCACUGACGGGAAAGGUACACUCAAAGCACAGACUGAAGAACUGUCUAAAUCUGUAGGAAGCUCAUGUGGUUCUGCGCUUGUGUUAAAGGUGUAAAAAAAGAUGCUUGAUCUGAAGGUAUUUGGUGUCAAGUAAAAUAAAUAAAUGUACAAAGAUGAAGGGAU
This is a messenger RNA of Pygocentrus nattereri (red-bellied piranha), 743 nucleotides long. It is a transcript of the gene micos13, whose product is annotated as mitochondrial contact site and cristae organizing system subunit 13. Gene Ontology annotation, cellular component: MICOS complex; mitochondrial crista junction. The transcript is spliced from 4 exons. The coding region runs from base 184 to 519 and encodes 111 amino acids. NCBI's taxonomy places the organism in Eukaryota, Metazoa, Chordata, Actinopteri, Characiformes, Serrasalmidae. The record is from RefSeq and is a predicted model, not a curated record. Gene Ontology annotation, biological process: cristae formation.